This is a messenger RNA of Dermacentor albipictus, 1817 nucleotides long. RefSeq lists its product as uncharacterized. Lineage: Eukaryota; Metazoa; Arthropoda; Arachnida; Ixodida; Ixodidae. The record is from RefSeq and is a predicted model, not a curated record.
GUGCCACGAGGUGAUGACGAUGAAGAAGCCUCAAUUCACGAGCCACGAGAUUCGUGCCACGAGGUGCAACGGCUUCAACGCUCGCGUCUCUCGGCCCCUCAGCCGCCAGUCCCUACCAGGUUCGAGCUUCUCCUCUGCCUGACUCCUCCUCGAAGUAGACAUGGCUGACGCACAAGGUUAUUACGACCAGCAGCAGCAGCAGCAAUAUUACCAGCAGCCGGAGGCCCAACAACAAGAGUACCAGCAAGCAGAUCCCCAGCAGCAAUACCCAUACGGCUGGUACGAGCAGGCCGAGUAUAACUAUACGCAGAACGAAGGGGCACCCAUUCUUCUAGGCAGUGAAAUGGAGGAUGAAGGUGCGGAAGGACGAUCUGGAAAAGGUGAAGGUGGCGGAACCAACGUGUUGGUUGCUCCUCAGGCGCCGGCACCACAGACGCCACCCGCCGUACCGGGACAAGAUACGGGCUCGUCCAUUUCAAAGGCGACUCGGAGACCAAAACCAACGCCAACAACUUCGACAACGACACCGACGCCGCCCCCUCCUUUGCUGUGCUCGGUGGGGACGCAGACGGCAAUUUCUAAGCUCUUCCCACCGGACAAGUCAUGUGACAUCAUCAUAUACACGCACGUGCGGGUGUUCCAGAAAGCUGUGAUCGGGUCCGUCAACGGCAUCAGCUACCAUGCAUUCAGGAACGCCUGCAGCACUUACGUUGACACCUCGUGCGGUUUGUCCUUCGACGUCCGCGGCCUCGAAAAGGACAUGUUUCAGACCGUGGAAGUCAGGGACGACCUGAACGCGUUGAAUCAGCAGCACCGGGUGUACCACUACGGCAUCCUGAACAUCAUCGAUGAUCCCACACCUGUCCAAAACCUCGCAACCGUGACCGCGCCUACUAUACUCAAGGUAAUGCGGAAGCUGCUGGGUUCAGACAGAGAACGCAACAAGGUCUUCGCAGGCGUUGGCUACUACUUCUACGAUGACAACAAUGCAUGGAUGAACCUGGAGUACACUGCCGAAAACCUCGCAUUGCCUGAGCUGGACAUCCUGGUGAUACUGAGCACCACUCUGACGAUGCCGAGCCCCGAACGAUGCCUCACGCUGCCCAUCAACGCUUUCAAGAGCCAAAAAUUGUAUCCACCCACUCUGGACAAGGCCUACCGCAUGGCGACGUCAGUAUUCUCGAAGCCGGAGCUCGUCGUGGCCUUCGCACUGCAGAUGGGCGUCGCCGUUUACAGCUUCGAGAAACGACCCAAAAGCGCCAGCAGUGCGCUGUACACACCAUGUACUGGCUUCGGUAUCACGGACUACUCUCAGGCGUGCCAGGUGCCACAGACGGACCUCAACAUCGAGAAGACAGCCAUCGGCCAAGAAUCCGAGCAGCUGUCCCAGCAACUCAAUCAGAGUAGGCUGUUGGCGUAUGACACCCUCCACCACCUUAUCGACAAGGCCAAGAACAUCAUGCGGAGACAAGACGUACGGGCCAACUUCACGUGGUUGUUGCUCAACGCUGACCUGACGGACAAAACGGGCCAAUGUCUCGGAGCGCCCUUCGAGCGCGUGAAGGGAUUCAGAGAUUUUUAUUACCGGCGAGCACAGAAGCCGAAGGGGUAGCCACACGCGCUGCUGCUGUGUGCUAAUUGCGCAAAAACGCGCAGGUGUCGCACCGUGUUGCGAGCCGUCCUGCAACGUGUCUAUGGGCGGCUUUUUCGUUAGCCCUACGUGGCCAGGUUGAAAAAGAAAAAAGCCUAUAUUUUUAUUCAGUGUCUGUUCCUCUUUGCGGUAGUGCAUGCGAUAAACACAUUGUGGUCAAGCUGUU